AAAAUGGACGUGAACGACAGGCCGUCAUGUCAGGAAGCUGAUGAUCCAAAGAAGAAGGUUGCAGGAAGUCAGGAAGCCAAGGAGGUUCCAGAAGGAAAACAUAUUCCCAGGAUUCUUAGAUGGGAGGGCCCCGUGCCCUUUCCUGCCAUCCCCGAUACCAACUAUGCCUCGUAUAUGCUCAGCGUCCUGGCCCAGUACGGGAAUCAGGUAGCCCUGGUAGACGCGGCCACGGGUGAACACCGCACAUACUUAGAGGUGAGCAGGGUGGUGCCCAGGAUACGGGCGGGUCUUGAAGACGCUGGAGUGUUGCCCGAAGAGGCCAUCCUCCUUAUCACUCCUAACCACAUAGAAUUCGCUCUAGUAUUACUGGCAGUGGUGCUCCAGGGAGCAGCGUGUGUUCCCAUCAGUCCAGAUCUAUCCCCGGAGGAAGUUGGCAACAUAAUUCGUGUGAGCGAGGCGAAGUGGGCAGUGGUACACGAGGCAGGUUUGGAUAAGUUUGGGGCAGCACUGGCCCUGCUGCCCAGUAGAACAGUGAAGGAAGUGUGGGUACUGAGUGACGACCCUGCCCAGCACUCCCUGCCAACCCUCAUGACGGAUGAAUUGACUCACAAACCCGUCCAGGAGAGGAGCUUUGAUCCCAGAAGUACCGCGGCUGUAAUACUCUUCUCCUCUGGUACAACAGGAGUGCCCAAGGGUGUCAUGCUCAGCCACACCAACCUUCUCGCUGCCGUCCUCCAGAGCAAGGAGGUGAGAGCAGCGGGGAAACACGGUGAUGUCAACAAACUAGAGUCAGUGUUGCUCAUGCUGCCCGUCUACCACAGUUUCGGCUUCAGUCUUCUAAUGAGCUGCCUCUUUUCCGGUGGUAAAGUUGUUAUUGUGCGCAAGUUUGUCCCUGAGCAGUUCCUUCACUAUAUCCACAAGUACCAGUUAAAAUUCCAAUCUGCACAUGGAAAAUCAAGUUUAUUACAAAUAUUUAACAAAAAUAGUUAG
Cherax quadricarinatus is the source of this 990-nucleotide messenger RNA. The record is from RefSeq and is a predicted model, not a curated record. NCBI's taxonomy places the organism in Eukaryota, Metazoa, Arthropoda, Malacostraca, Decapoda, Parastacidae.